Messenger RNA from Aricia agestis (brown argus), 1736 nucleotides. It is a transcript of the gene Trm1, whose product is annotated as probable tRNA (guanine(26)-N(2))-dimethyltransferase. Gene Ontology annotation, molecular function: RNA binding. The record is from RefSeq and is a predicted model, not a curated record. Gene Ontology annotation, cellular component: nucleus. Gene Ontology annotation, biological process: tRNA N2-guanine methylation. Lineage: Eukaryota; Metazoa; Arthropoda; Insecta; Lepidoptera; Lycaenidae. Bases 68 to 1720 code for a protein of 550 amino acids. The transcript is spliced from 10 exons.
UACGUAUACUUGGUUUGCAAAUAAAGUAUUUGAAUUUGAAAGUACCUACAUAAAAGUUUCCAAAUAUAUGUUUAUGAAAAACGUGCGAAUAUUUUACAGAUUCAAAAAGCUUAUAAUGAAAAUGGAAGUAACGAAAGCAGAACAUUCAACUAAAUCUAUAAUAGAAGGACAAGCGGAAAUUCGCCUCUCGUCAGAGAAAGUUUUUUACAACCCUGUACAAGAAUUUAACAGAGAUCUAAGUAUAGCAGUACUAAGUGUUUUUAUUCAGGAUUUUAAAGAAGAAAGAUUAAAAAAGAAAGAAAAGAGAGACUCUAAGGGCGAAGAUACUUCACCAAUUGUUGAGGCACCAAUAACAAUUCUAGAAGCACUAUCAGCAACAGGCUUGAGAAGCAUUAGAUAUGCAAAGGAAGUACAACAAGUUGACAAAAUCAUUGCCAAUGACUUAUCAGAACAAGCUGUGCAAACUAUCAAGGAAAAUAUUGAAUAUAAUGGGAUAGAGCAUCUUGUGGAAACCAGUCAUGAUGAUGCCUGCAUGGUGAUGUACAAACACAAGCACCACCAGAAGCGUUUCACAGCAAUAGACCUGGAUCCAUACGGAUGUCCGGCAAUAUUCCUCGACUCUGCUGUACAGAGUGUCCAAGACGGUGGUCUCCUGCUCGUCACGGCCACCGACAUGGCCAUCUUGGCAGGAAAUACACCUGAAACAUGUUAUUACAAGUAUGGUGCUGUCAGUCUUAAAGCCAAAUUUUGCCAUGAAAUGGCACUUAGAAUACUACUGCAGAGUAUAGAGCACCACGCCAACCGCUACAGUCGGUACAUUGAGCCCGUACUCAGUGUAUCUGUAGAUUUCUACAUAAGGGUGUUUGUGAGGGUACGGACAGGUGCUAUACACUGCAAGAAAACUACCAGUAAGUUAUCUAUGGUGUAUCACUGCACUGGCUGCGACAAUUUUGUCCUGCAUCCACUGGGCGGGUUUAAACCGAACCCCACUGAGAAAAACCCCGCGCAGACCAAGUCCUUCCUGCCCACCGUGUCUGUCGGAGACCACUGCAGCAACUGCAACCAGAAAUAUCACCUGGGCGGUCCGAUCUGGUCAGCGCCGAUCCACAACGCCGACUUCGUGUCGCGACUGUCGGCACACGUCGAGACGCACGCGGCUCGCUUCGGCACGGCUCGGCGACUACUCGGCGUCUUGUCUAUGGUGGGAGAGGAGCUGGAGGACGUGCCGCUGUACCACGUGCUGGACAAGCUGUGCGGCCGCGUGCACGUCCAGCCCAUGCCUAUGAUGAUCAUGAGGUCGGCCUUGCUGCACGGCGGCUACCGGGUGUCGUACUCGCACGCGUCCCGCCAGUCGUUGAAGACGGACGCGCCGGCGCAGUUCGUGUGGGACGCGGUGCGGGCGUGGGCGCGCGCGCACCCAGUCAAGCCCGACCACCUGCAGCGGGACCCGGUCGCGGCGCACAUCCUGACCCGGGCGACGGCGCACGCGGUGCGGCUGGAGGCGCGCGCGGACGCCGACCCGGCGUCACGGCGGGCCGGCGCGCUGCGCUUCCAGUUCAACCCCGCGCCGCACUGGGGGCCCGGCUCCAGGGCCAAUGUCAAUAUCGGAGAAAACAAUUGUAAGGCAAUUAAAAAUCAAAAUAAGAAUCAGAGUAAACGCAAACGCCAAGACACGCCAUCCAGUCAAGAGGAUAACGCAGCAAAGAAAAGUAGUAAUUGAAAUAAAUGAAUAAAAU